This is a messenger RNA of Knipowitschia caucasica, 945 nucleotides long. Lineage: Eukaryota; Metazoa; Chordata; Actinopteri; Gobiiformes; Gobiidae. The record is from the annotation of a GenBank genome assembly.
AUGGAUGACGUGUUUACUAUGAAACUGAAGAGCAAUGGAUUGCGCUUCAAGCAAACCCUGGAUAGACUCGCUGACAAGUAUGGUAAGUUACAACAAUGUGAAGACGAGCCACUUGAAGUGGACAUGGACAAAACGCUCGUAGAAACGUUGGAGCAUUAUAUGGCCCUGUCGAAGAAGAAAGUGGAGACAUUGUCUAAGAGUUUUGUCGAUUAUAAAGCGGAUUCACAGCCAUUGCGAGACGGUACCAUAUAUUCCCAGGGAAAUGACACAUCCGUAGAAAGUGGCCACUUGGAAACAGUCUACUUACCUGGACAAGAUGAAGCCACAAGUCUCUUGGAUGACAGUUGUACCAUAUUCGACCAGCCAGAAGAUCACGAUGAGCAACUUGAGAUGUCUCUCCAGAGUCAAGGCAGUUCUUUGGGCGAGGUUUACAUGGAUAUGCUCAGUCAGAUUGGAGAGGCCUGCCAACGACAACACGUCUCUGAUGCAGCAGAUUCUGUCUCAAUGAAGUACCGCAGAUUGCGUGAAUCAAAACGGCAACCCAACAACUCUUUACUACAGAUUGCAGCACGCAGGAAGUCCCUUGAUUAUCCAAACUUGCGCCUCUCCAGUCAGCUGGGUUCGCCUCAAAUGGACAAAGCAAGGAGACACCAUUCACUCCGCCGCAAUUUAUCCUUUGAUUCCUCGUCUCUGACAUCGAGCCAUGAUUUUGACAACGACUUCAAAAAACUGUACCACCAACUAGUCUGCCUCAACAAAACCAUGAAAGUUCCUCCUUGCAAGUUUUGUCUGAAGAGCCCAGAUGCAGCCAGCAGGGAGCACUCUUCUUUAAACUUGGCAGCACUUGCCCUAUCACCACAUCAACGUCUGGGAAAACGCCAUGAGUUGAACAAUUAUCCGCAGUCCAAACGCUUCAAGGAUGGACACUUCACAAAAUAUCUCUAG